ACGCGCAGAAAUUCAAUUGAAUGGAAAUCCCACCACGAUCGCCAUUCCAUCGUCAGUCAACGUCUCACCUUCACAGCGAUCAGACGCGCAAAAGAAACUUUCCACUGCUGCGGUUUUGGAUAUUUCAUUUGUGAAAUCAACUCUCAAUCGAAGAUUUCACUACCUCAGGAUCCUGCAAAACACUUUUAAUCUCUUCGUGUUGUGACAUUUUGGCGGUGACGCGAGAUAAAGGCGCUCAAGACAAUUUUCCAAGUGAGAUCGCGAUCGUGAAAUUGGUUGAUUCAUCUCCAUUUGAUCCACACUGCAGAGAAAGUCACACACCACAUACAUUAAUUCAUGGUCAAAAUACUCCAAUAAAAAAAUAAAUAAUUUUAAAAGUAAAACAUUUCAAGUGCACCCAAUGAAUGGAUAAGUCUACCCAGUGAUCAUCAGUGCGAUCGUGCUAAGGAUAAAAUUGAUCUUCGAGGAGGUUCAGUGUUUUUUCAUGAAAUUGUUUGCGAGAGUAUUUCAAAAUGCCAACACUUUGGUCCACUCUGAUGACUCUCAUUCUGGUCCCCUCGUGUCUGGCCACACCACUUCCCGUACCCAUUGAGUACCCACUCGCCUACAAUCAAAAUCUUCAGUCACUUGCAACACCGCGAGAGAUCAAUGACUUGACCGCCGAGACAAUGCAAAAAGCACAGAAGGAUGUCGUCACCACAAUUUCCGAAGUUCAAAAGCUCUUGGCUGCUGAUCCCUCCCUUCCACGACUCACAAGGGGUGAAAUAGCUGAUCUGUUUGAAACUGUUACAAAGGAAGAAUACAUUAAGAGCGUUCGAGUUGGUGAUAUGAAUAGGGCUAAGCACAUGAGAGCCUUGAUGCUGGUCUUACCCUAUAACACCAAGAAUCUUCCCUCGGAAAAUCUCGAAGACUUGUAUACCCGUCCACCAGUCACCAAAGUCAUCCCUUCGGAAGCGAAGCCCCCGGUGGUGCAGAAGAAACCAACUCGACAUCCGGAAAUUGUGUCCAAAAUUGAUGAAUACGCAGCAACAACUUACCAUCCAAAGACUAAGCAGCGAAAGACACAAAAACCUGAUGUUGUUGUGACGACAUUUCACCCAAAGACAGUUCCUGCGUUCACGGCUGAUCCCACAGUGCCCACAAAGGCAACCACCGUGGAGCAAAAGUCAAAAUACAGUAGUCACUAUAGUGCCGAAGUUGCCAAUUUUGAGGAGAAAUCGAAACCGCCGAUGAGAGAAAAUGUAGUUGAUUUACUGGCUGCCAUCGGACUUACUCCAGAUAAUUCACCAACGACGACCACAACUCCCACGCCCACAACCACAAAACAACCCAAACUCACGCCUGAACUCGAAGAGUUGCUCAAGUCAUUUGGAUUCUUGCAGAAUCAGGGACAGAAGGAGGUGGAAAAUGAUGGGCAGAUAGCUCAGGAGGAAACACGAUCAGCCAGCUUUGCAUCUCAGCCAUUCAAACCCCUCCCAGAUUCUCUGGCAAAGCAAGAUUACAGACAAAUUCUUUCAGCACCAAUUCAGUCAGAUGAUUUUGUGGCAUUUAAGCCAAUCCCAAAGGACACUGCCAAAGCCCUCAAUGAUGACAACCGAGAAUUUUUCCGAGCCCUCGGACUCAUUGCUGAACCACAUGAACCAGAAGAAAUUUCAACGGAUAAACCUACGAGUAAGGAACCGAGGAUGAUAAAAAUGCCAGAGAUUGAUGCAGAUCUUCCACUGCCAAAUAAUAUGCUUCAAGCACUGGACAAAGUCGGAAUUGUCCGAAAACCCACGACAACGCAGAAACAGGAAGAAUCUACAACAAUUCUACCUGUUUCUUCCACUACAACAUCCUCAACAACAACAACGACAACGACAACAAGGACAUCGAGAGCUUCAAGAACAACAACAACUACCUCAAAACCCAGUACAACGACCAUUACACCAAGAAAUCACAGGCCAGUUAGAGUAUCCUCCCGUGCCAGAGUAUUUUCCUUGCCUGAAAAGGAUAUGCAAGUGCCCAAGAAAAUAACAAUUCCCACGAGGAAUUCCAAACAGAAGGCCAUUGAAGUGACCCAGGAAGAUCUGGAUCAUCUUCACUAUUUGCUGGACACUAUCCAGAAAUUGGACAAACUCAAUGCCUCAAUUGCUGGAAACACCUCACAAUCCAAAGUGAAAUACGACGCCAAGACUCUGCUGGGAAUUGGUCCUGAUCCUGUGUCUCAUGUUGAGUUGGAACUUGCAAAGAAUGAAGUAAAGCGCCAAAAAGAAGAACAGAAACGACAAACUGAUGAUGCUGUGACCACGAGUCCUGAACCAGUGAGAUUCUCCCUAAAUCUUACAGACUCUGGCGAUUCAACCCCAGAUGAAGCUUCGGAUACUACAGCAAAAUUACCAGAUCUUUCAAGUUCCAGUGAUACAUCUUCAUCAACAACAACAACAACAAGCACAUUCCUACCACCCCUCCUUCUAGCAGAAUCCUUCCCAGGACUCGAUCCCGUAACAGAGAAACCUCUGCCACCACCUCGAAGAACGGGCUUCUACUUCCUCACCGACUGGAACUCUUUCCUGGAAGUGGAAGGUGACAAGGAAAAGGUCGAAAUACGAUUCCAGCCCCAAGCUGGUGACCCAAGUCGUUUCCUUCCAAUCACAGUGCCGUAAUCCUCAUGUCUGCAUCCGAAUUUUGUCUUUAAUGUAAAUUUCAUGGGACUUUUGGUGCUUGAACAAUUUGGGGAAAUGAGCUUCCUUGAUCCUCCUCCUCUCUUUCCACCUCCGAGACAAUUAUUUAAAAAUAUUACCUCUCUUGUAUAGCAUAACUAUUAAGAUUGUAAUUAGUGAUUUGGAAUAAAUAAUAGGAUUAUAUUUUUUUUAUAUAAGCGAAAAUAAAAUCUUAUGCGGAGUUGUGUGACGAUUUUCCAGAAUAAAAAUCUUCCAGAAUGGCAUUUGAAGCGAAAUAAAGA
Phlebotomus papatasi is the source of this 2944-nucleotide messenger RNA. Its product is annotated as mucin-2. The transcript has 3 exons. The record is from RefSeq and is a predicted model, not a curated record. The coding region runs from base 513 to 2645 and encodes 710 amino acids. NCBI's taxonomy places the organism in Eukaryota, Metazoa, Arthropoda, Insecta, Diptera, Psychodidae.